AUGGCUGAAGCUCCCAUUGUCCUCGAUGGCGGUACGGGUUUCCUCAAGGCGGGUUACGCCGGGCAGAACUUCCCCGACCACCAGUUUCCCUCAAUAGUCGGCCGACCUAUCCUACGAACCGAAGAGCGAGAUGGCGGUGACAUCCAGCUCAAGGACAUAAUGUGCGGUGACGAGGCAGCGGCAGCGCGCUCAAUGCUUCAGAUCACGUACCCUAUGGAAAAUGGCAUCGUCAAGCGCUGGGAUGACAUGCAACACGUCUGGGACUACACCUUCUACGACAAGAUGAACCUUGACCCUACCGGCCGCAAGAUCCUCCUCACCGAACCGCCCAUGAACCCGCUCAAGAACCGCGAAACCAUGUGUGAAGUCAUGUUUGAGCGCUACGGCUUUGGGGGUGUAUACGUGGCAAUCCAGGCCGUUCUAGCUCUAUACGCCCAAGGAUUGUCGUCCGGCGUGGUAGUCGACUCAGGAGAUGGUGUCACGCAUAUUGUCCCCGUAUACGAGAGCACCGUCCUCAAUCAUCUCACACGUCGUCUCGAUGUUGCCGGACGCGACGUGACCCGCAACCUCAUCGCUCUUCUGCUGCGGAGAGGUUACGCCCUCAACCGAACUGCCGACUUCGAGACCGUCCGUCAGAUCAAGGAGAAGCUUUGCUAUGUCUCAUACGACCUUGAGCUGGACCAGCGCCUUAGCGAAGACACGACCGUCUUGGUAGAGUCCUACACCCUACCAGAUGGUCGGGUCAUCCGGGUGGGCAGUGAGCGCUUUGAGGCUCCCGAAUGUCUGUUCCAGCCGCAUCUUGUGGACGUCGAGCAGCCCGGUAUCGCCGAGUUCCUAUUCAACACGAUCCAAGCUGCCGAUGUUGAUGUCAGGAGCAGUCUCUACAAGGCUAUUGUGCUCAGCGGUGGUAGCAGCAUGUACCCAGGUCUUCCCAGUCGGCUUGAGAAGGAGCUCAAGCAGCUAUGGCUCACCAAGGUUCUGGGCGGAAACCCGGAGCGACUCAACAAAUUCAAGGUCCGCAUCGAAGAUCCGCCACGGCGAAGGCACAUGGUUUUCCUCGGUGGAGCUGUGCUCGCGAACAUCAUGGCCGACAAAGAGAACAUGUGGAUAUCAAAGGCCGAGUGGGAGGAACAAGGCGCGAGGGCGUUGGAGAAGCUGGGCGCGAGAUGA
Alternaria postmessia is the source of this 1170-nucleotide messenger RNA. It is a transcript of the gene ARP2, whose product is annotated as Arp2/3 complex subunit, actin nucleation center. Lineage: Eukaryota; Fungi; Ascomycota; Dothideomycetes; Pleosporales; Pleosporaceae. The record is from RefSeq and is a predicted model, not a curated record. Gene Ontology annotation, biological process: Arp2/3 complex-mediated actin nucleation. Gene Ontology annotation, cellular component: Arp2/3 protein complex; actin cortical patch. Gene Ontology annotation, molecular function: actin filament binding. Bases 1 to 1170 code for a protein of 389 amino acids. The transcript has 5 exons.